GGUAAGCAUUCUCUCUGUCCUCCAUAAACUUACAAACAAGACACUGGGAACAUGGAGAGUCAAACAUUCACAUCAGCACAAAACAGAAGUGAUUGACUGACCUGCCAAAGCAAGAGAUCCUCUCGAAGAAAACAGUUGAAUGGAUCACACUCACAUGAUAAUGGUGGAAGUGACAAAGUGUUGAGAAUUAAGAAAGGCUAAAGUGUGAGGCAGGUCGAUCAGAUAGAAGUUCUCGGAGUGUGAACCAGAGCAAAGAUGAAGAUCCGUGCCAUGCAGAUCUGGGGAUUCCUGUUAGCGGUCCUGGGCUGGAUCUUUGUCUCCUGCUCCAUGGCCAUGGAAGGCUGGAAGAUCGCCUCUAUCGGAGGGCAGGGUGGGAGCUCUAUCAUAUCAGUGGGCUGGUACUGGUCCAGUCUGUGGAGGGCCUGCUUCACGGACUCCACUUCCACAUCCAACUGCUACGACUUCCCUGUGCUGUGGUCCGUGGAAGGUUACCUUCAGAUCGUGAGGGCUCUGCUGAUGUCUGGGAUGGGUGUCGGAAUGCUGGGAUUUAUCCUGAGUCUUGUAGGGAUGGAAUGCACUUACAUUGGAGGAAAAGAUAAGGAGAAGAACCGAGCCGUGUUCACAGGAGGCAUCUGUCAUGUAACCAGUGGUAUGCUGGCUGCCUCUGGUUAUGCAGUUUACGCUCAGAGUGUUUCUGCAGAGUUCUUCAACCCUAGAUUUGAUGGAUUGGAAUUUGACUUGGGAACUCCAUUGUUCCUUGGAUGGACAGGAUGUGCUUUUCAGAUCACUGGAGGGAUUUUCUUCCUAGUUUCAGUCCGCAAGCUCUGGUCUCAGACUAACAGCAGUGCACCAGCUCUCAGCGUUCCUGUUGUGGAGGACAAUGCCAUCCGUUCUUCUCACGCAAAUAUUUCCAUCAUAUCUGAACUCUCAACUAAAUCCAACAUGUCAGCCAUAUCUGAGCUCUCCUCAAAGUCUGAAACAUCACCUUCGUCAAAUGUUCCAUCAAAUACCACCUUCAGAACUGGACGUCCCUCAAGACCGCGGCACUCUGAUAAAUCAAGAGGCUCUGUCAGAUCAGAAGUGUCACGGUCAGUGAGCUCCUCACGGUCCUCAAUGAUCAGCAGAUUACAUUUAAACAGCAAGAAAGUAUCCUCUCCAUCUGGAGCCACUACACAUCUCUUCAGCAAGAACUCUUACCUCUGAGACAUGGAGCUUAGCCUUAGAUUAAAGGAUCUGAAACAAACAGGUUCAGGAAA
This is a messenger RNA of Pimephales promelas (fathead minnow), 1256 nucleotides long. It is a transcript of the gene cldn10e, whose product is annotated as claudin 10e. The record is from RefSeq and is a predicted model, not a curated record. Gene Ontology annotation, molecular function: structural molecule activity. NCBI's taxonomy places the organism in Eukaryota, Metazoa, Chordata, Actinopteri, Cypriniformes, Leuciscidae. Gene Ontology annotation, cellular component: bicellular tight junction; membrane.